CCGUUCGCCGCGAAACUCGAAAUCAUGAAUCGGGUCGAGCGUGGUGAAAAGAAGUCCGACGUUGCCGCCGCGUACAAAAUUCCAAGGAGCACCUUAAGUACUAUCCUGAAGAACAAGGCAGACAUCGGGGCCAAGUCGGACAAAAGGCCAGGUGCCCGUGGCGUCCGACGUAUGCGCACUGCUGUGUACGAAGAUGUUGAAGCGACCGUUUACAAAUGGUUUGUGAACGUUCGGUCGCGAAACAUCCCGGUGUCCGGCCCUAUGAUUGAGAAGAAAGCCAAGGACCUUGCUUUCCUGCUUGGCAGGAACGAUUUCCAAGGUGGUUCAGGCUGGCUCCAACGGUUCAAAGAACGGCACGACAUCGUUGGCAAAGCUGUUACAGGUGAAAGCAGAGCGGCGGACCUGGACAGCGUAGACAAAUGGCUCGAGGAAAACUGGCGAGAUAUCGCAGCAAGAUAUCAAGCCCAAGAUAUCUUCAAUGCGGAUGAAACCGCUCUAUUUUGGCAAAUGUUGCCAAACAAGACACUUGCGUGUCGUGGCGACAAGACUUGCGGCGGCAAGGCAAACAAAGCUCGUGUGUCCGUGCUGUUCGCAGCUAAUUUAGACGGAUCGAAAAAGCUUCGACCUCUGGUUAUCGGGAAAAGCAUGGCACCGUGGUGUUUUCGAAAUGCGCUGUAG
Messenger RNA from Rhipicephalus sanguineus (brown dog tick), 678 nucleotides. Its product is annotated as tigger transposable element-derived protein 6-like. The annotation marks the transcript as partial. The transcript has a single exon. Gene Ontology annotation, molecular function: DNA binding. The record is from RefSeq and is a predicted model, not a curated record. NCBI's taxonomy places the organism in Eukaryota, Metazoa, Arthropoda, Arachnida, Ixodida, Ixodidae. Gene Ontology annotation, cellular component: nucleus.